This is a messenger RNA of Scomber japonicus (chub mackerel), 4632 nucleotides long. Its product is annotated as cyclic nucleotide-gated cation channel beta-1-like. The record is from RefSeq and is a predicted model, not a curated record. Gene Ontology annotation, cellular component: plasma membrane; photoreceptor outer segment; intracellular cyclic nucleotide activated cation channel complex. Lineage: Eukaryota; Metazoa; Chordata; Actinopteri; Scombriformes; Scombridae. Gene Ontology annotation, biological process: monoatomic cation transmembrane transport; retina homeostasis. Gene Ontology annotation, molecular function: intracellularly cAMP-activated cation channel activity; intracellularly cGMP-activated cation channel activity; cGMP binding.
AUGUUUAACUGGGUAGUGAAAGUGGUCCCCCAACCCCCCGGGACAGAUGAAGCUGACAACGACCCUGCUGCUGACUGCUCCAAAAACAAAGGAGCAAAGAAUCCUGCAGUGAAAAACAAAGAAGAGGCUUCAGAGGAAAGCCAGGGCCAGCCUGGAGUAAUAGGCUGGCUGUCUAAUGGGUUCGCCAGCUCCCUGCCCCAGCCUGCUAACUCCCCUCGACUCAGCAGAUCCAACUCAGAAGCGGUCACAGAGGAUGGAGAAAGGUCUGGUGUGAUAGGCUGGGUGGCUCAGAGUCUGACCAAGGUUCUGCCUCAGCCCGAUGACAAGUACAGAGAGACUAACAGUCCCAACAAUGAUGAACACACUGAGGUGUACGAUGUAGAAACAUUGCCAGAUUUUGAUCCCCUCCCUCACAUCCCGGUGGUGGAGAUGGUGUCAGAGGACGAGGAGUCACAGGUGGAGAUUCAAACCCCAACUCAGUUCCCUCCCAAUGUGGUGAACUGGAUAAAGCAAAUAAUCCCACAGCCACUGCCCCCUGGUGCUGUACCAGAACAACAACCCAGCGGUUCCUCCCGCAACUCUCUGGACAAAAUUCUGUCUCCACCACCUGAAUCUCUCAGUGGAAUCUCACUGGAUACUGACAGCAAGGCCUCAGGUGUGGUCGGCUGGUUCGUGUCAGGACUGGGCCUGAAGAUACCUCAACCCACCACUCAACCCAAAAAUGAAGCUCUGGGUACAGGUGAAGUUCUACAGAAAGCUUCAACCAAACUCAAACCUGACAUGGUACUAGAAGAUGUGGAUUCAGACAACGAAGGCCAGCAGAAAUGUAAAACACACCAACAACAGGAAGAGAUACAGCAGCCACGAAGCAGUUCAGUAGCAUCCAUGCGGUCCCAAGAACCAGAACCAAGAGAGAGCCAGACGAAAUUAUCUCUGGAAGAUGCUGAGACCCAGACGGGCCGCUGGACACCAUUUAUUGAAAACAUCAAGAGGGAGGCUGAAGAUGUGGCUUUGGCCACCAUGGAGGAACGCCUGCUGCAGGAACGCAUGGAGAUGGCACGUAUGGCUGAGGAGGUUGCCCGGCAGACAGCUGAGAACGCCAUUAGACAGAUGGCCAUUGAAGGACAGUCCAUCAAAUUCUCACUGGGGAGUCAAGAACUGCUCGAGGAGCCUGAAGUCGAGCUGCCGGUGUCAAGAGAGGAGAGUGAGAUGGAGCACAGCAACGUCAAUGAAAAGGAGGAGAACCUUUCUGUGGAGGAAGAGGAAGAAGAGGAGGAAGUGACUGAAGAACCUAUCGUCAGCGAACCAGAACCCGAGGAAGAAGAGGAAGAGCCACAGCAGAAAUCCCCUUCUCCACCUCCAAGUCCUGAACCAGUGAAGUCCCCUGAGCCGGACCCCGAACCACAACCAGAGACUGAAACCCAGGAAGUCAAAGCUGAGCCUGUAACUGAGCAGCCGCAGAAAGCACAGGAAGACGACCAAGACACCAAACCUGACAACGCUGCUGAAAAAGAGGAGGAAGCUUCUGGGGACGGCUGUGGUGCUCCAGUCAGCUGUGAUGCAUUUAAGAGCUGCCUGAUGCGCAUUCCUCACACCUCCGAGUGCCUCGGCAACAUCAACGCGUUCUUCAAAGAGAACGGCAUCUCCCCUCCCAAAAUACCCUCCAUGCCUACGCUACCCACCCAACUCUCUGACGUUACCAAGUACCUACCCUCCCUACCACCUGAACUGCGCCAAGAGCUCUCUCAAAUCAGACUCACGCAGGUUCCCCGAAGUAUCGCCCAGACUCUGACUGAGCUUUUGCCCAGAGACUCUGAGGGUUCAGUCAGCCCCAACUUGUCCACCGUCUCUCAGACCUUAUGCCUCAAGAUGCCUAAGAAACAACAGCAACAACAACAACAGCAAAAACAGAAGACACAGCAAGAUUUAGAACUCAACCAGCUCGUCCGUCACUCCCCUCUCCCUCCUCCUCACCAUCCCCACCUCCGAUCCCGCUCCCCAUCUCCAUCCUCCGCCAACAGUAGCGCCCUGGAGUUGCCCAAUGUGCCGUCCUACCCUCGCCUGCCACCGAUCGUCAGCCCCCCGUCUAAGCAGCUCACCUCUCCGUCCCGCCAGCUUUCAGGUCUCUCUAACCCGGCGUUCUUCAUUGAAGAUGACUCAGACAUUUCAGCAAUAAGACCCGCAGAGAGCUCCAGCCUCAGCCUCCGUCCGGCCGUCAACGUAGAAGAUGUCGACUCAGACAAUGAGAGAGCAGGAGAAGGAGGGGGAGGAGGGGGGGAAGGAGGGGAGGGACAGAGCUGUAUCCCCCAAAUCCUCACUCCUCAGGACCCUAAAGUAACAACCCUCACUGUCCCUGUGACCCCAUCAGGAGGUCGUCAGAGUAGGAGGCUGCAGUCUCAAAGUGAGGAUGAUGAUGAUGAAGCAAGCAUCCCUGUCAGAGCCUGGCCUAGUCAGUCCAGCCUCCACAACACAGAUGAAGUUUUGAAAGAACGUCCGGCAUCUUCAGCCAGUCAGAGCAGCACAGUGGUCAAUGAGCGUCUUCAGGAGCUGGUCAGGAUGUUUAAAGAGAGAACAGAGAAGGCCAAGGAGAAACUCAUCGAUCCUGACAGCUCUGACGAAGAUAGCGUCAUCCACUGUGAGCUCCUGCCCCUGCAGCUCAGCCGGCAGACGGGCAAGACAAGGAGGCACAAGCAGGUCCAUCAGGAGGAGGAGGAGGAGGAGGAGGAGGAGCAGGAGGAGGAGGUGGAGAAGGAUGAAGAAGAGGGAGAGAGUGAGGCAGAGGAGAAGUCUAGCGGCUGCUGCAAGGUGAAAGCUCCUCGGUGGAUACAAGCCUGUAUGCACUACCGCUUCCCUGCCAGCAUCGACCCUUUCACCAACCUAAUGUACGUGUUGUGGAUGUUUUUGGUCUCUCUGGCGUGGAACUGGAAUGCGUGGUUCAUCCCAGUACGUUGGGCCUUCCCCUACCAGACUCCAGAUAAUAUUUAUUACUGGCUGCUGACUGACUACCUGUGUGACCUUAUUUACAUCCUUGACCUCACCGUCUUCCAGCCACGCCUGCAGUUUGUCCGUGGAGGGGACGUAGUGUAUGAUAAAAAAGAGAUGAGAAAGAAUUACAUGAAAACCAAACGCUUCAAGUUUGAUUUAGCCAGUCUUGUUCCUCUGGAGUUCUUCUAUUUCAAAACUGGUAUCAACCCUCUGCUCCGCUUACCCAGGCUGCUGAAGAUCAACUCUUUCUUUGAGUUCAACGAGCGUCUAGAGGCCAUCUUGACCAAAGCCUACAUCUACAGGGUGAUCCGUACCACCACCUAUCUUCUUUACUGUCUCCACUGUAACGCCUGCCUUUACUACUGGGGCUCUGCCUUCAGUGGACUGGGUUCCACCAAGUGGGUUUACAAUGGCAAGGGCAACAGUUACAUCCGUUGUUACUACUUUGCAGUGAAGACUCUGAUCACCAUCGGGGGUCUACCUGAUCCCACCACCCUGUUUGAGAUAGUCUUCCAACUCAUCAACUACUUUGUUGGAGUCUUUGCCUUCUCUAUCAUGAUUGGGCAGAUGCGUGAUGUUGUUGGAGCAGCCACAGCAGGUCAAACCUACUACCGCACCUGUGUGGACAACACUAUUAAAUACAUGUCCUCAUACCGCAUCCCCAAAGAUGUCCAGAACCGUGUCAAAACCUGGUACAACUACACCUGGCAAUCACAAGGCAUGCUGGAUGAGCAGGAGCUGCUGACUCAGUUGCCAGAUAAGAUGCGUCUAGACAUUGCUGUAGAUGUCAAUUACUCCAUUGUCAGCAAAGUUCCUCUUUUCCAGGGUUGUGACAGACAGAUGAUCUUUGACAUGCUGAAAAGCCUUCGCUCUGUUGUUUACCUGCCAGGAGAUUAUGUCUGCAAAAAGGGUGAGGUCGGUCGGGAGAUGUACAUCAUAAAGGCGGGGGAGGUGCAAGUGGUUGGAGGACCAGAUGGAAAGACAGUUUUUGUCACUCUCAGAGCAGGUUCAGUCUUUGGAGAGAUCAGCUUGCUUUCAGUUGGUGGUGGGAACAGACGCACAGCCAAUGUGAUUGCUCAUGGCUUUGCCAAUCUCUUCAUCCUAGACAAGAAAGACCUGAAUGAGAUCCUAGUCCACUAUCCCGAGUCCAAGAAACUACUCCGCAAGAAGGCCAGAAAAAUGCUCAACAAGGGAAAGAAACCUGAACCCAAAGAAGAGGCAAAGGAGCAACCCUCAAUACAGGCGGCCCCUGUCAAGCAAGAGACCCCCAAACUGCUCAGAGCGGCCCUGGAGAUGAAACAAAGAUCCUCUGGACUUAAAGGAGCUCUGGCUAAAGUCAAACAGAAGACCAACAAGUCCAGUAUCUCACUGCAGCCAUCCAUCUCCUCCUCCCUCCCUCCUCCAUCUCCCGCCUCCAGCUCCGGACUGGAAAGAGACGAUGACACACCGUCACCCAUGUCAGCCAGCUCUACGUUUCACCCUGCUUCACAUUGCCGUAACCACAACAACAAUUCGGCGACGCCUCUCUCUGCAUCGCAGCGCCACAGCGCCACAGACGAACCGGCGGCGUGUCAAAAGGAGGAGGAGGACGACCAUGACGAGGAAGGGAAAGAGGGCGGGAAGGAGAAAGAAAAGAAGCGGGGAUGA